Leptonychotes weddellii (Weddell seal) is the source of this 2457-nucleotide messenger RNA. The record is from RefSeq and is a predicted model, not a curated record. Lineage: Eukaryota; Metazoa; Chordata; Mammalia; Carnivora; Phocidae.
AAAAGCGUGGCGGAGCCAAAACCCUGCGCUGCAGGCCCUCCGCUGUGUCGGAACGGAGGCGGUGUCUGAAGCUGCAACAGCUGGGGCCCAGCAGGGAUUGCCAGUGUAGACGCUUGUAAGUUUCAGCGUGUGAGUGGCUGUGGUGCCACUAGCUCAUCGUCCGCGUCCCUUCCCCUGCAGGGGGAAGAAAACGUGCGGCAGUGGCGAGCUGGAUGCAAAGAAAGGUGGAAGCCAUGGACUUGGGCGUGUGCAGCGAACUCAGUUUUGUCUUAGGAAAUAAACUGCACUUAAUUGAGUCUGCAAGAUUGAAAGGAGUUGGGGUGAUUAGAAGUUGUAAAGGUUUCUUGAAGUCAGAAUGUCUCAGAAAAUCCGUGGCGGUUCUGUGGUAGAGAUGCAAGGAGAUGAAAUGACGCGAAUCAUUUGGGAGUUGAUUAAAGAAAAACUCAUUUUUCCCUAUGUGGAACUGGACCUGCACAGCUAUGAUUUAGGUAUAGAGAAUCGUGAUGCCACCAAUGACCAGGUCACCAGGGAUGCUGCAGAAGCUAUAAAGAAGUACCACGUCGGUAUCAAGUGCGCUACCAUCACGCCCGAUGAGAAGAGGGUUGAGGAGUUCAAGUUGAAACAAAUGUGGAAAUCACCAAAUGGCACCAUCCGAAAUAUUCUGGGUGGCACCGUCUUCAGGGAAGCUAUUAUCUGCAAAAAUAUCCCCCGGCUUGUGAGUGGAUGGGUAAAACCCAUCAUCAUAGGUCGUCAUGCUUAUGGGGAUCAAUACAGAGCAACUGAUUUUGUUGUUCCUGGGCCUGGUAAAGUCGAGAUAACCUACACGUCAAGUGAUGGAUCCAAAAAAAUGACAUACCUGGUCCAUAACUUUGAAGAGGGUGGUGGUGUGGCUAUGGGGAUGUACAACCAAGAUAAGUCGAUCGAAGAUUUUGCACACAGUUCUUUCCAGAUGGCUCUGUCUAAGAGUUGGCCUUUGUAUCUGAGCACCAAAAACACUAUUCUGAAGAAAUAUGAUGGACGUUUUAAAGACAUCUUUCAGGAAAUAUAUGACAAGCAGUACAAAUCCCAAUUUGAAGCCCAAAAAAUCUGGUAUGAGCAUAGGCUCAUUGAUGACAUGGUGGCCCAAGCUAUGAAAUCCGAGGGAGGCUUCAUCUGGGCCUGUAAAAACUAUGAUGGUGAUGUGCAGUCAGACUCCGUGGCCCAAGGUUAUGGCUCUCUUGGCAUGAUGACCAGCGUGCUGAUUUGUCCAGACGGCAAGACCGUAGAAGCAGAGGCUGCCCACGGGACGGUGACACGUCACUACCGCAUGUAUCAGAACGGACAGGAGACGUCCACCAAUCCCAUCGCUUCCAUUUUUGCCUGGACCAGAGGGUUAGCCCAUAGGGCUAAGCUUGAUAACAAUAAAGAGCUCAGCUUCUUUGCCAAGGCUUUGGAAGAAGUCUGUAUUGAGACCAUUGAGGCUGGCUUCAUGACCAAGGACUUGGCUGCUUGUAUUAAAGGUUUGCCCAACGUGCAACGUUCUGACUACUUGAACACAUUUGAGUUCAUGGACAAACUCGGAGAAAACUUGAAUAUAAAACUGGCUCAGGCCAAACUUUAAGGCCAUCCCUCGGCUUAGGAGGAUACGUGUUUUUGGUAACUAGGUCCACUGGUUUACAUUUUCCUGUAUAACACUCAAGGGUAAAGGUAAAAUCAAUUUUGUAAUUUGUUUAGAAGCCAGAGUUUAUCUUUUCUAUAAGUUUACAGCCUUUUUCUUACACAUACAGUUACGCCACCCUCGUGAACGUGGCAGGGGACUUUUUAAAAUUUUAUUUUAUUUUGUACUAGUAGCCUAGGAGUUACUUUAGUGCUCAUUUGUACUCGUUGUCACUUUUUCUCAUGUUCCAAUACAAAUGACCAAAAUGAAGAGUGCUUGAAAGGGUAAACUGUAGCCACAGUAUUAUUCCUGAAAAUAUGAGUGAAGUACAAAUUCACCCCCUUCACCACUCCAUGGCCUGGGGCGCUGGGUGGUUUUGGCGUAACAGAUGUCCCAUCACGUGAUGUAGAGCUAUCCAGGAAACUUGCCCAUAAUUUGGAAUGAAAAGCAGAGGUGUAACUAAAACCUGUUGGAGACACCGCAGUCACUUUUGUAAAGAGCUCUUCUUAAAUGUUUUGAAAAUGCUAAAUAUUUGUGAGGCAACUGGAGAGUUUGGAAUCCCGAAUAAAUACUACCUGGGGGUCUGUCCUCUGUGUUUAUCUCCUCCUCCCGCCCUUGUGUGGCCUGAGUAUUAUGCUACCCGGAACAGCAUAUUUCAUCCAAGUGCAAUAAUCCAGGCUGCACCUUUUUUGGACUUCUGCUGGCCCAUUUUAUUUCCCUUAUAUAAAUGUGAUUUUUUUCAGAAGUUGAUUUUAAACACUAUUCUAGUCUGUUCUUCAUCCGAACUACUAAUUGUAAUUAAAAUUCAGUGCUAAUGACUA